AUGUCUAUUAAACUGGCCUCUCGAGAUCAAAAUCCUGGCUCCGCCACUGGAUUUACUUGCAUCAAUUCACUCGGUCAGUUUGUGGAACACUUCACAGAAAAACAAAUUCCUGAAAUUCUGAUAUUUCCCCCAAACCAGCUGAAAUUUUUUGAACGGAGUAAUAAAAGAGAAACCACGAACGAAGAGAGAGAGACCCCCGGCGACCCCAUCUCCGUCGAAUCCCACCACCGGCGCCUCACCCUCCACGUCAGCGAGCGAAAAUCUCCUGGGCCAGCAACGACGACACCACCGGCGUCAUUACCGACCACCAAGAUUGAUCCACGUCGUAUGGACACAACUUGCAUUUCUACUACGACGUAUGGUCUGAUAGCAAGAGCACCCAACCUUUCUUCUAUUGGUUUGAUGUCGAGGAUGGUAAAGAAUUAAAUCUUCAAUGUUGCCAUAUAAUCGAUCUACAUAGCCAGUGCAUUAAAAUAUCUUGAACCUCUAAGAAGCACUCUUGCCAUUCUCAAACAGUAGGACUACACAUGUGACGAUGAACAAGUUGGCUAUUGUCGAGCAUGCCCGGUUGGAGCCCACUUGCCUUCCUCGACUCCCUAAUGGAAAGAGAAGGUUUCUGCAACUCAAACAAAGCAGUAAAGAUACUUAAUCAUUUGGUGGCGAAGAAGAGUAGAAUGGUUUGAUAGCAAAAAAAAUAGAGAUGUAAUUACUAGGCCUAUUUGUCCUAUAAUUGAAAUACUGGAAUGUAGUCUGUUUUUGUUUUGCAAAUGAGGUUUAAACCAUUAGAGAGGAGAAUGUACUCUUAUUUAUUUGGAUGCGAAUGAUUUUAUGGUUUGUGUUGUGAAUGGAUUUUUGCUAGUGAAUGGAAUUAGAAUGAGAAAUGCCCGGUGUGGGCUUGUGCGUAA
Molecule: messenger RNA, 905 nt
Organism: Rhododendron vialii
Lineage: Eukaryota; Viridiplantae; Streptophyta; Magnoliopsida; Ericales; Ericaceae
Exons: 4
Coding region: 1-426 (141 amino acids)
Source: RefSeq, a predicted model, not a curated record